This is a messenger RNA of Scomber scombrus (Atlantic mackerel), 849 nucleotides long. RefSeq names its product class I histocompatibility antigen, F10 alpha chain-like. The transcript is spliced from 4 exons. Bases 1 to 849 code for a protein of 282 amino acids. Gene Ontology annotation, cellular component: external side of plasma membrane. NCBI's taxonomy places the organism in Eukaryota, Metazoa, Chordata, Actinopteri, Scombriformes, Scombridae. Gene Ontology annotation, biological process: immune response. The record is from RefSeq and is a predicted model, not a curated record.
AUGAAGUAUUUCCAAACUGCAUCCUCUCAAGUCCCAAACUUCCCAGAGUAUGUGGCUGUUAGGACAUUUGAUGAUGUUCAGGUUGAACACUAUGACAGCAACACCAUGAAAGCAGUACCCAAACAUGACUGGGUGGACGAAUUCCCAGAAGAUUCACUGUCCUGGAAGUGGGAGACUGAGAGCCAUAGGGGUAACCAGCAGUUCUUCAAAGCCAGCCUCGAAACUUUGAGGGAGCGCUUUAACCAAACUGGAGGUGUCCACAUUAUCCAGCAGAUGCAUGGAUGUGAAUUGGACAAUGAGACUGGAGAGGUUAAUGGAUUCUAUCAGUAUGGUUAUGAUGGAGAAGAUUUCCUGUCAAUUGACCUAAAGACUCUGACAUGGAUCGCUGCAAACCCACAGGCUGUCAUCACCAAACUGAAAUGGGAGAAGACUGGUGAAGGAGAACGCUGGAAGAACGCCAUCACCCAGAUAUGCGUUGAGUGGCUGAAGGAGUAUGUGAACUAUGGGAGGAGCUCUCUGCUGAGAACAGACCUUCCCUCAGUGUCUCUCCUCCAGAAGACUCCCUCCUCUCCAGUCCGCUGCUUCGCUACAGGUUUCUACCCUAGCAGAGCCGAGAUGUUCUGGAGGAAAGAUGGAGAGGAGAUUCAUGAGGACGUGGAACUUGGAGAGAUCCUCCCAAACCACGACAGAUCCUCCCAGAUGAGUGUUAAGCUGAACCUUUCAUCAGUCGCACCUGAAGACUGGAGGAGGUAUGAAUGUGUGUUUCAGCUCUCUGGUGUGAAGGACGACAUCAUCACCAAACUGGACAAAGCUGCGAUCAAAUCUAAUGAAGCUUCAGACACUUCAUGA